This is a messenger RNA of Serpula lacrymans var. lacrymans S7.9, 1176 nucleotides long. RefSeq lists its product as uncharacterized. The coding region runs from base 164 to 1129 and encodes 321 amino acids. Gene Ontology annotation, cellular component: peroxisomal membrane. Gene Ontology annotation, biological process: peroxisome organization. The record is from RefSeq and is a predicted model, not a curated record. The transcript is spliced from 5 exons. Lineage: Eukaryota; Fungi; Basidiomycota; Agaricomycetes; Boletales; Serpulaceae.
AUCAAGUACACCUCUCUCUACUCCUCACAAUCCCCGUGGUCAACCUCAAUUACUCUCCACCCGCGAUCCUUUGUCGAUACCUAUUACAACAGUAAAUUUUAAACGGUUUGUAUCAAAGAGUGGGCCUAUAUUUUGGGUGCAGGAUCGCGUGGAGGAGAUAGUAAUGUGGAGAAAAGGCUGGCAAAUAACAGGGGUGUGGAUGGCUGCUUAUGCCUUUUUAUGCUAUUUUCCUCGACUAGUGCUUCUCGUUCCACAUGCCAUUCUACUAGGCAUCUUACUUGCAACAUAUCCGUCAGAACAACUGUCGUCUACCAACGACCGUGGCGCAACGCCAACUCCCCCCUCAAAUGCAGGUGAGGGUACUGUAGACUGGCAGGCGAAUAUACAAGCAAUACAAAAUCUUAUGGGUGCAGUUGCGGACUUACACGACCUUAUACUCCCAUUCGUCCCUCAUCUCACACAUGCAACACCUUACACGCCUCUCAUUCUGACGUUUUUAUUGGCAACCUUCCUUUUCGCAAUCCCGCUUUUGCCUCUCAUCCCUCUCCGUCCAACAUUUUUGGUACUGGGUUUGGGCCCUUUCAUAUUCACGCAUCCUUUUAUGAUGUACCGCGUCCUUCCACUUAUCGUUUCGCUUUUGCACGAUAAGUCUCAUCGUGCACGUGUCUUACGGAUAAUAGACGACGACCGUCUUGAGGACCGUCACUGGCGAAGCGAGCUCAAAGAAGUCGAACUGUUCGAAAACGAACGAUGGAAUGCAAGUUCAGAUGGUGAAGCUGUAUCAGGAAGUUGGGGCAAGUCGUACUUGAAAUCAAGCGAAAGGAGUGCCUGGACUCGUGCCCAGGAUGGAUGGAGCGGCGUGAAGGAGGACGGUAGUGGAGAAGUCAGCAGCAAUCUCACGUUUUCACUAGCUCCUGGGUGGGCGUUCAUAGAGACGGAAGAUUGGAGGGUUGACUUGGAAGCCACGUGGGUUGCCAAUGUUGGGCCGGACGAUGGUGGAUGGGUGUAUACAAAUGAUAGUUGGCUUAAUCCUUCUGCUGUACCUCUCGACACUUGGAAGAGUGUUGGAAUGACGAGACGCAGACGAUGGACGCGACGGAUAUACUACGACCCAGCUAUAGCAACAUGAAUAGGUUGCAGUCACGGUAUAAUGAUAAUGCUUAAUUCAUUUGAAGU